AUGCGUUCGAUGUGGCUGCGAGUGCUGCAAAUGCUGCUCGGACUGUGGCUGACGCUGGCGGAUGCGCGUCUGCUCAAGUUCACGAAUGUCAAGUGCCUGGAGCUGCCGACAAAUGCGGGCUUCAGCAGGUACGAGUACUGCCGCCUGAAGGUGGUGCGGCGCAAUCAGGUGGAGCUCUCGCUGAAGGUCAGCCUGCUGGAGCUGCCCAUCACGAACCUGACCACCAGGCUGCAGUGCUUCCAGCGCAGCGACGGCUAUCGUCCGUUCAUCUACAAUAUACUCUUCGAUUUCUGCAAGCUGAUGGCCGCACGCAAAUAUCGCAUUUCCUUCGAGAGAUUCAUCUUCGAUGCUGUGCGCCAGCACAGCAACUUUAAUCAUUCGUGUCCCUGGCGGGAGGAUCACAUGACCGUGGAGCGUUACGCUUUGGACUUUACCAAGGUGAACAUGCCCGUGCCGGCGGGCGUCUAUCGGCUGGACUUUACCUUCUACGCUUACGGCAUAGCGCGCACCUUGACGCAGGUCUACUUCGAGAAACUCGAAUAGGUUAUGGCCACAAAAUGGCGU
Messenger RNA from Drosophila virilis, 564 nucleotides. RefSeq lists its product as uncharacterized. The record is from RefSeq and is a predicted model, not a curated record. NCBI's taxonomy places the organism in Eukaryota, Metazoa, Arthropoda, Insecta, Diptera, Drosophilidae.